CGGCGACUGUGUGUUGUUAGCUGUUUUUUUUUUCUGGUGCGGUCUUUGUUUUUUGCUGCGUUGGAUGAUCACUGGCCAAAAGAAACGUUUCUAUGUGUUUUUUUGUAUGAAUGUGUUUUCCUUCUGUACCGAUAAUACAUCGGUAAAUUUUAUCUCUGCUUAAAAUACAAUAUGCGUGUUUAUGUGUAAGUGAUUUUCGGGACAACGCGAAUAGAUCCGUAUAGUGUUAGUUGUCCUGUAGGUGUAAAAGUGGGUUAAUUGAAUAGUAGAACAGACAAAAGCCUAAACUAGGACUUUGUUAAGAUACUGAGAACUCAGAAAAGAACCCAUUACUUACGAUUUGAACAUUUGGAGAGGCAAAAAAGACUUAUCGAGACGAAGAAAAGUUACUUCCGGCUUCAAAAGGGACUUGAAAGGCUUCAAAAUUCGGGUCAAGAAUCGAGAACCAGUGCCGGUGUACGCGGCCAUGGAUGCUAGUGUUUGCCGUACCGAACGGGACACUGACUCCGACCUUGGAGAUGAUUCCCCUCUGUCCAACACAGCAGACGAACAUUCCGAUCACGAGACGGAUCCAGGCCGGGACGGAGAGUCGAGCGACGAGGGCGUUAAUGUGAAGCGCCCGUCUCCGGACGCAAAGAUGACAUCCGGCAUGGAAUUUGGCAGAAGUCCAGACCAUCACUCGGAGCUAAGCCAGGCGACGGCAGCAGCAGCAGCGGCCGCAGCGGCAGCAGCCGCCGCCCAGUUCGGUGCGAACCAUCCGCUGGGAAUGCUCGGCAAUCUGACGGCGCUCAACAUGAAUAUGCCGGGAUUGUCCGGGUUGGCGUCUGGGCUUGCGGCAGGCCACCAUGGCGAUGUGCUCGAGAAGCUAAAGAUGCAGGUACGCGACAUGAAGGUGGGAGCGCUGAUGAGUGAACAAAUGGCGGCCGACUUUGCCGCCCUUCAUGCCGCUUCGUCGCCUUUCGGUGCAGCUCUGGCCGCCAGUGCCGCCAAUGGAACCGGUAAUGGGAUGGGAAUGUUCGGCACCGGAAGAGAGGAACCGCGUGGUGGAAGCGGUGGUUCUGGUUCUAUGAAUACCAGCGGUAGUGCUGGUGGAGGAGGUGGGUCACAAUCACAAACAGGAUCUCAGAAUGGGGGUAACUUUUCCUUCACGCUACCGAACGCCCCGAUCAGCAAGGAUGGCAAUCCCGGUUCCAAUUCGUCAACCUCGAGCGAAACGUCGAACUCGUCCCAACAAAACAACGGCUGGAGCUUCGAGGAGCAAUUCAAACAAGUACGACAGCUGUACGAAAUCAACGAUGACCCGAAGCGGAAGGAAUUUCUGGACGAUCUGUUCCUGUUCAUGCAAAAGCGAGGCACUCCUAUCAACCGCUUGCCUAUUAUGGCCAAGUCGGUGCUGGAUUUGUACGAACUAUACAACCUGGUUAUUGCGCGCGGAGGACUGGUCGAUGUUAUUAACAAAAAGCUAUGGCAGGAAAUCAUCAAAGGACUGCAUCUUCCAUCUAGCAUUACCAGCGCUGCAUUUACAUUACGAACACAGUAUAUGAAGUAUCUCUAUCCGUACGAGUGCGAGAAGAAGAACCUGAGCACACCGGCAGAGUUGCAGGCGGCCAUCGAUGGAAACCGGCGCGAGGGUCGUCGCUCUAGCUAUGGCCAGUUUGAUUCGCCUUCCGUACAACGCUCACCGAUUCCGCAGGGUAUCUCACAGAUGCCGCCCCUGUCGCUGGUGUCACACGUCAAUCAGCAGCAACACCAUCAUCGGCUGUUACCGCCGGUCGCCCAAAUACCGAACAUGUUGCCGGCUGAGUUUGAGCAACGCAUGCUCAACUACAUCAAGAUGUUCCAGCCAAAGGAGAUGGGCCGUGCGCAGAGCCCGGAUAAACUGUCCGCCCUGAACGCGAUCGACAUCUCGCGCGUGGCACUCUGGAACAUGUACAACCCGAGCCCGAACAGUCCACCGAACUCGCUCAACACGAGCCCGGAAAAUAAUAUGCAAAGCGCACUCGAUCUCUCGGAAUCGCCGGAUCAUGCAAUGUCAGCGAUCAAACGCGAGCGAGAUCAUCCGGUCGAUUUUAGCGAUCCGCGAGACUAUGGCAAUGGAUUGGGACCGCCGGCCAAACGUAGCCACCACCAUCACCAUUCGCAUCACAACCGAUCGCUAACGCCACAGAAGCUACACAGUUCCUCGCACGAUGAAGAUGACGCACGGUCCGACAGCACACCGAUCAACCUGCGCGAGAACGGUACCCAUGGACGUCGCCCCACACUGGACGAUGACGGUGACGACGAGGAGGAUGAGAUGGAGGACGAAACGACAGAGGAGGACAUGUUGCGUGCGCAGUUCGCUGCUGCUGCCGCUGCCGCAGCCGUUAAUCAGCACCCACUCGCACUCAGCCUUGCCGAUCAUCAUCUCCAGCAACAGCAACAGCAGCAGCAACAACAUCAACAGCAGCAACGCGAACGCGAACGGGAACGGGAACGGGAGCGUGCUCAGCAGCAGGUUGCCGCACAGCGUGAACAGCAGCAACACAAUCUGGCAACACUGGACCUAAGCAUACUGGAUCGCGAACGGCUACGCUGCGACAGUGCUGACAAGCUGAAGCGUCAGAGCCAGCAGCAGCAGCAGCAGCAACAGCAAAAUCAGCAGCACCAACAACUGUUGGAUCAGCAUCACCUUCACCAAAGGCAAUUGCAGCACCAGCAGCAAUCGCGUGUCGCCCGGGAACUGCGAAAGCAUGAGAAUGGUGACCGACUCAGCCUGACACCGGACAGUGAGUUGCAUCAUUCGAAGAGCAAUCUUUCUACGAGCGGAGGUGGAACUGGCACCGGACUAACGGAUCCGUUUAGCUCACCGCUCGGCAUUUCCGGGAUGCAGUUUAAGCUGAUCAGUCGAGGUGAUGCUAGCAAAGGCGACCAGAAGCUAGUGGUGACGAUGGAAUUUAACGGUGUCCAGUAUGAAGGUGUCCUGUUUGCCAAUCCCCUAUCCUCCACCAACUUAUCCGCACCGGCAUCAACACCACCCUCCUCGUCCGUAUCGGCUACCUCGGCUUCCCCGAUCGGUUCCAUGGUAUCACCGGUCAAAUCCAAUGCCGCUCUCAUCUCACCCCUGGAUGAUCGUGAUUCAGUCGCCACCGCCACAACCGUGGACAACCCGCUUGCAUCACUAUCCUCAUCGAACGGAACCGCCAACAGCACCGCCACCACUACCACCAACUCCACCGGCAACUGUCUCGUCGCCAGCAGUAGCGUUGCCGCUUCCAACUCCUGCGUCCAGCAGCAGGACAGUGUGAUUCCGCCAUCCGGUCAUGCCGUGAUCGGUGGUGCAACGAGCCCGGCAGGAUCGAUGGUUUCAUAGGUUUCGUGAUCGUUCGUUCCGGUGUUUAUUACACGGUAGUGUGAGCAGCCGCAACCUGUUACCGUUCCGCUCUCUUGCUCCCGAUACCCUGUUCUGAUAAAGCAAAACCAUGAAAACCGCACACGGGACAUAAAAGUGCUCUCUUCUUCUCAAUGCCCCGUGUUCUUAUAAUUCCCUCAACCUCGCUUUUCCGCCGCUGUUUGGCGUGUUUAAAUGUUUCUCGAAAAGGACGACGGUGCAGAGAUAGUAGUAAUCAGCUGCUUGAUUCCUAUGUGCAGCAGCCUGGCCGGAUCUUAGUUUUUAGUCUACGACGAAGCAAAUAACUUAUACCCGUUUGACGAUAAUGAUGAUAAUGAUGAUGAUGAUAGAACGUAAUCUACCCAUAACAGUGAUGCCUCGGUGUGUGAAAGCAGGUGUACGCCAAAGCAUUUUUCGUCUACAUUGACCCAUUAUUGUACACCUAUUUUCUCAGCGUCUAGAGUUAUUGUAUCAUUUUUGUACCGUUUUGAUUGUUCUUCCGUUUCCUGCUUUAUGUGCAAAUAAUUUAACGCAUUUCAUGUUUCCGCAUCUCGCAAUAUUAUCCACAAACCACAUCAUCAAACUACAAUCAUCCGGGCUGGAUGUAAAUUUGCUAAAUGGUAGAAAAUCUGUAAAUGAUCUGCCAACAAUACUUUACAAAAUGAGUUACAAAUUGAUGAAGCACCACGAGAAGAAGGUGUCUAUGUCUAAUGAUAACUAAGGGCGUCCGAUUAGUCGUUAGUGCUGGAGAGAUCAAUUUUCUUUUUGUUUAAAUAAGUUGCAUUAUCAUUACGCCCCCAAUUGACAUGUAGGCAUAGUAGUAGCACUUUCCCUUUUCCACCGUUAUUUCCCGAGCACGUGAAACCGGGAAUACCGGUUUGAUACGAAAAAAACCCUCGCGAAAGAAUCAAUCCAUCUCUCUAGCAAAACCUAUCAUCAUACGCAUUUUAAGACAUCAUUUUGUGCUUGUGCUCUUUUGCGUAUGUUUAUAUGUUUCUUUUUCGUUUGUUUUAUUUUAUGUUUUGUAAUUUGCUCUUCUUCAGAACCAAAAAUUAUGUUUAAUGCUUGGGAGACGCCGACCCUGUACGUUCUACAAAUUCAUUUUAAGAGCGUAUUUGCUUCCGUUUUGUCUAUUUUAUUUUCCCAUUUACACUAACGUCCAUCUUUAUCCAUUACGUUUAACUGAUGCGCAAGAGAAGGUGCUGCUCUAAUAGGCAACAGAUCAUACAAAGAAAGGACACACGUUUAUACGAAAUUGUAUUAGCUCCACUUUAGUAGUGUGUAUUUGUCUGUUUUCCUUUUUUAAUUGCGCUUUUUCCGCAAUGAAGAAUGAAAAGCGAGUGGUUGAUAGACGACGAAACACUAUUAAAAUAUAUAAUAGUAUAGAAAGCUAGGAAAGGCAGCGGCGCGUAUAAAUAAAAUGUAAGCAGCUGAGAGUAGAAUUUUUAUUUGCUUAUCAGGCAAUAAUUUGAAGGUAAAGAAAACCAACACCGACAAGAAACAGUAAUUAAUUUAGAAGCUAUACAACAACAAUGUAAGUGUUAGUAGCAAAAGAAAAACAAACAUAACUUACGCAGCAUAAUGGGAUAGCUUGAUUCGCAAAAAAAGAGCAAUUAGAACACAAUUGGAAUAUUAAGUAUAGUAAACAAAACAAAAUACACAAAGAAAGCAUGUUGUAGUUAACGAAGAAGGAAAGAUAAAGCUACAGGUUGAAGCUUUUACGCGACGCAUGUAAUGGUAGAAGCAAAAAGUAAAAACAAACCCGAAAGUGAAUAUAUGAACUUCUCCAAAAACUGUCGGAAAAUGUGUCCAGUUGCUGGCGAGUUUGCGUGCGUAGUUUAUUCCGAGGAAAAAUAGGGAAAAUUAAAACAAACAUGCAAUUUAGUAGCAACAAAAGUAGUAAUUCAAAUUAUGUGACGCUUUUUUCCCUGGUAGGAUUUUGUUAAGGUUUCUUAUAAAAGAAAAGUUUUUAGCGUAAACGGCUGUUCGAUUUUUCGACGAUCCUUUUCCGCACUGUAGGCAGUGUCUGAUAGAGAGCUAGUGCAUACGAGAACAACGAGAAAAAAGGGUAAAAGAAUCGUUCUUUACGUUUGUCUUUAAUAUUUCAAUAAAUUAAUGCACUUGUAUUAAAAUCUU
Molecule: messenger RNA, 5506 nt
Organism: Anopheles moucheti
Lineage: Eukaryota; Metazoa; Arthropoda; Insecta; Diptera; Culicidae
Product: protein dead ringer-like
Exons: 11
Coding region: 467-3352 (961 amino acids)
Biological process (GO): regulation of transcription by RNA polymerase II
Cellular component (GO): nucleus
Molecular function (GO): DNA binding
Source: RefSeq, a predicted model, not a curated record